Calliphora vicina (urban bluebottle blowfly) is the source of this 1147-nucleotide messenger RNA. RefSeq lists its product as uncharacterized. The transcript has 3 exons. Gene Ontology annotation, biological process: neurogenesis. Bases 78 to 995 code for a protein of 305 amino acids. Lineage: Eukaryota; Metazoa; Arthropoda; Insecta; Diptera; Calliphoridae. The record is from RefSeq and is a predicted model, not a curated record. Gene Ontology annotation, molecular function: protein binding. Gene Ontology annotation, cellular component: cytosol.
CUUAUUUAUUGUGAAGAGCGAAAGCGGUGUUUUAAUUAGAAUUGAAUUUAUAAUAAAAUCUAAAAUUUAUUGAUAUAAUGUCUGCAAUAAAAUCAGAGUACACUUAUUGGCAAGAUGCAGGGCGAUCUGAAAAAAUUACGAAACUUCUGGAUAUCGGAUUAUUAGCCGACUGCAAGUUUGUUGUGGGACCAGAAGACGCAACGGCUGAAACAAUAAUAGGUCAUAAAGUAAUGUUUAUUUUGGAAUCGCCAGUAUUAGAACGAAUGCUAACAGGCAACUUUGUCGAAGCAGAAAAAGACAAAGAAAUACGCAUUACUGAUGUGGACCCGAACGACUUUAAAAACUUCCGUUAUUUGGUUUACAAUAAUGAUUCAUCAAAUCUUUCAAAGUUUACUUUUGAAGAAAUUAUGAAUUUGUAUCGUGUAUCCGACAAAUAUAUGAGCCUAUCAAUUUGUCAAAAAUGCAUAAAUUUUUUGAAAUCGUCAUUAAAAGGUUUACCUUUAGAUCGAUUAAUAACAUUAUUCGAUUUCGCAUGUGGCCUAGAGGACAAACAUUUACAAGCUGCUAUUGAGAUGUGUAUUUCUAAUUGCCGAGAAGUUUUAAUGGGCGAUAAACUUAAUGAAUUGUCUUCGAAAGUAUUUUACGACUAUGUCCUUUUUGUAAGUAAAUUGCCUACGCCUCCAAAACCUAUUAUUAUAUUCAAUGCAAUUGAUUCAUAUUUUAAACAUAACCGUUUAAUGGGAAAGUAUGAGAAUGAAACCAACAUGGAUAAGAAUGCGGACUUGAAAGACAAGAAUGAUGUAGAUAAUAUUCAUUCAUUUAAAAGAAUGCUUUUAAAUUUAGUAAAAUUUGAUGCAAUGUUGCCUGAGGAGUUUAUUUCUGGAACAGAACAAUCUGACUUACUUGAAGCUCAAAUCAAGUUUGAUAUACUUUCCUCUUUGUGUACUCAAGAUGUUGAAGAACCGCAAGAUAUGCCUCUUAAUUACGGUUUUUAGUUUCAAGUUAAAAAAUUUACUUUUGGUAGUUUGGUUGGUUUGUCCCGAUGUUUGUCGGAUUUUGCUAAGCUACGAUAAUUCUGAAAUCAUUAGAGCAAAAUAAUAAAAAAUUGUAUAAUGUCAAAAUAAUAAAAUUGUUUGCAAAAUAUGAA